This is a messenger RNA of Ostrea edulis (European flat oyster), 3016 nucleotides long. RefSeq names its product BTB/POZ domain-containing protein 6-like. The transcript is spliced from 2 exons. NCBI's taxonomy places the organism in Eukaryota, Metazoa, Mollusca, Bivalvia, Ostreida, Ostreidae. The record is from RefSeq and is a predicted model, not a curated record. Gene Ontology annotation, cellular component: cytosol. Gene Ontology annotation, biological process: neurogenesis. The coding region runs from base 143 to 1231 and encodes 362 amino acids.
UACGAGUUGCUAAUUACACAAAUUUUAGACCGAAUUUUCUCAUUGGAAGUCUGCACGGUGGUCGCGUCGGUACCUGUUCAAAAGGUAAUCAGGCUGUUGUGACGAACUGUCAUUCCCGUGUUGAAGAGGACAAAGGCCUAUCAUGACGUCAGUGAACAGUGAUCAAAAGAAACAGCUGACCAUACAAAAUGUUUGCAAGGCUUUGAGGUACGCUUAUGAAAACAACAAUGACAGGACAAAGCGGAGUGCCAUGAAUUUCUUCUAUGCCCACUCCCAUCUUCUGCCGCAGGCACGGGAUUUCAUGAAAGGCUUCAUCAAGCUGCCGCGUGAGUGUGUUCUGGAACUGAUCGUCACCAACAAGAUCAACCUCUCCCAAGAGGAAAUAUACGAUGUGGUUAUCCAGUGGUCCGAAUGUCAGUGUGCACUUACGUCCAAAGAUCCAACUCCUGAAAAUAAGAGGCUGAUUCUUGGCAAUAUUCUGAAGAAAAUCAAAUACAUAAAUAUGUCUGUAGAAUUCUUUAAUAACCAAGUGGCAGCUCAGAGAGUGUUGAGUGUAGAUGACAUCAUAGAGGUGUAUCAGCAAUUGGUCACGAGAAAUGCACGCUCGCCGGCUGGGCAGUCAAACAAUAUCAUUAUUCCGUCAUCCAGUGAUUCAGAUGAUUCAGACAAUGAAUUGACAGCCCCAACAGAUGCCUUUGCAGGGCUGUUAGAGGACGAUACCUCUAGAACAGUACCACUGCCAUUCUGGUUCAAAGCCCCAAGAGAUAAGUCAGUUCUGUAUCGAUUUAAUGCAACUUUAGCAGGGAAAUCAUACCCCAAAAACUGCCCCGAUUCUGUGACAUUUAGUGUGUCAAAAAACAUCAGUUUGCAUGGUGUUUACAUUUAUGGCAGCCAUCAAAAACCAGUUCAAUUUUCAGUCACCUUCAAGAUAUUAGAAAAUGGACAACGUGAGGCAUAUUCUGUGUCUAAUCAGCCUGUAUUAACAAAUGGAGAUUCUCGGGUAUUUUUACUGGAUAUGAAUCCUCCAUUGGACAUCCGAGCUGGAAGGAGGUAUGAUAUGAUCUUGGAUAUUGACAUAAAAGGAGUGACCUUUUUUGGAGUGGAUGGUUUCCCAGAACUACAGGAGGACGGCGUCAAAUUCAAGUUCUUGCCAAAUGACCUUGGACUUAAUGGUACGAAUCACGAUGUUGGACAGUUUCCAUUUCUCCUCUACUGUGUACAACAGACUUGAAAUUCAGCCUACAUCAUCUAUUUUGAAAUUCAUAUUUUCUUUAAUGCGGGUCUGACAGGUCAAUGUUUGCUUUACUGUAAAUUAUGUAUUCUUUAUAGGAUUUAUGAGAUUGCAUGAUCAUAUUAAUUAUAGUCACAUUUUCAUCAACCACAACAGUGUUUACAAACUAAUGAAAGUUUGCAAUUCUAAGUCUCUUAUUUUUAUGUGUAAUGAAGCACAAGUUGCAUAUUUAAUGAAAUGUGGUUCCAUACUGUGUCACAACAUUUAUGACAGUAAGCUGAAAAUGUCGAAAUGCUUAACUGCAUACGAGGGCUGUUCGAUGUGUAAUGUGUAUUGUACCACAGUGCGAUCAUGCUCUGCAUGAUUUCGUUGAUGAUGAUAGCCUACUCUUGAAUAACUCUAUUCAAUACCUUUCCAACGGUAUAAACAUGAGUCUUCAGCUCCACAUAGUUUUAAACUUAUAGUCAUUUCAAUAGAGCCAGUCGUUGUAAAAAUGGUUGGGAAACAGGUUGAGAAUAUUGAAGAAAUUAGAGCUUAUACAAAAGUUCGCACAAAUCUCGGUCAUUCGGUAAUGCAAAUUUUUACUGAAUUGGAGGAAAUUUAUGGGUUUGAUAAGGUAUCUUACGAGACAGUUCGUAGGCGGAGAAAGCAAUUUCUGACUGGCACAGAGUCUGUCAAAGAUGCAGCAAAAUUAGGCUGACCUGUGACUGCAACAGACAACACAAAUGUCUCAAAAGUCAGGGAAAUAAUUGAAAACGAUGGCAGAUACAUGAUUUGUGAUAUUGCCAAAGUUGUUGGCAUAUCGCUAUAGCGGGUGCAUUUAAUUUUGAAAGUACGAAAGAUUUAUGCCAGAUGGAUACUGCAUGUAUUGACAGAUGACCAAAAAUGAGUACAAACCGCUAGGCAAUUGCUCAAAAUGCUUCCCAAAUUCAAUCAAGAAAGACAAUUUGCAAACAUUAAAAUUGUUACUGGUGACGAAACAUGGGUUCACUAUUUCGAACUAGUAAGAAAACUUGGAAACAAAAUAUGGCGAACUAAACAUGGUAGAAGGCCUGUAGUUGCCAAAAGAACCAUAAGAACAAAGAAGGUUCAGAAUCUUUAUUGCAUAUUCUUCUCAUGUGAUGGUAUAGCUGUACAAAUUCCGGUGCCAAAGGGCAAAAGUGUUACAGGUCAGUAUUACCGAGAUGAUAUACUGUAAAAGCUCAAGAAAUAUUAACAUAAACGACACCCUGUGUCAAGAUUUAGGCUUGUUCGUCUACUUCAUGAUAAUGCUCCAUCACAUACAUCAGAGCUUGUGAAGCAAUUUUUAAAGUCGGAGAAGGUUACCGUCUUGCCACACCCACCAUACUCUCCCGAUCUAGCCCCUCGCGACUUUUUCCUUUUUCCAAAACUUAAAAAAGUUCUUAUCUGGUCGUCGUUACAAGUCCCAACAAGCAUCAGUCAGUGCCUCAGAAGUCUACCUAAAUCAGCGUACCGUGACGCAUUUCAGAAAUGCAUUCAGAGAUUGAAAUUAUGUAUUUUAAACUGCGGAGAAUACUUUGAAGGAAUGUAAUGUUCAUUUCACUAUUUGAGUUCAAUGCUUUUGAGAUAUCGUACAAUACACAUUACAUAUCGAACAGCCUUCAUAAACAUGAUAAACGUAGGUCUCCUGUGAUUUACCACAGGCUAAGUGUAUAAAUGUUGGUCAUGGCAAGGGAACUGUUUAUUUGGAAGAUUUCUCUGCAUCUUUUACUGUUAUACAAUAAUGAUUUUUCACAAAUAAAAAUAACCUGUGCAAACCGAUAA